AUGUCGUUCACAAAUGCGCCCGUCACGCGCAUCCUUGUCCUUGGCUUGGUUUCGAGCUCCAUAGCAGCUAGCCUAUUCGACGUAAAGCACUACUUCUACAUCAUUGUUGAUACUCAUCUCUGGCGGUACCAUCAGCUCUGGCGCCUCUUGACUUAUCAGCUAUGUUGUACGAACUCCAGUGAGGUGCUCUUUGCGUCAAUGACCCUCUAUCACUUGAGGGUUAUUGAGCAAAUUUGGGGUUCGAGGAAAUAUGCUUCGUUCAUUCUCGUGUCCGCACUUUUCACCGCCGUGGUUCCUCCAGUGUUCUUAUCAAUCGUGCUGCGGCCAUUAACCGCAGGACUGUUCAACUACAUGCCUGCCGGCCCUACCCCCAUCAUAUUCGCGAUUCUUGCACAAUAUCAUGCCGUUGUCCCACACAUCUACCGAUACCGCGUUGCAGCAUCCGCUGCACCGCCGACGAAUGACCAGUUUGUCGGACUUACCUUCUCUGACAAGUCCUACCGCUACGCGCUCGCCUUGCAGUUGGCGCUGUUCCAAUGGCCCGGCUCUCUACUCGGUGCUCUUGUUGGUUGGGUUGUCGGCUACUCUUGGAGAAACGACUUGCUGCCAGGUGCCAUGACGAAGUGGCGUCUCCCUGGCUGGAUGGUUGGAGUUAGGACGCAGGGGAGAAGGAGCGAGUUUGAGGGUCUUCGACGUCGACUGGAGGGUGAAGGAUCAACUGCCACGGCUUCUGGGGUCCAGGGCCAAGCCGAUGGUGAUACAGGACGGAGGAGACCAGCGGGCUCGGAUAGUCGCGAGGACUGA
Molecule: messenger RNA, 804 nt
Organism: Colletotrichum truncatum
Lineage: Eukaryota; Fungi; Ascomycota; Sordariomycetes; Glomerellales; Glomerellaceae
Product: uba domain-containing protein ucp14
Biological process (GO): retrograde vesicle-mediated transport, Golgi to endoplasmic reticulum
Cellular component (GO): membrane
Molecular function (GO): serine-type endopeptidase activity
Source: RefSeq, a predicted model, not a curated record